CGACACCUUCACACAAACUCCAGCCUGACCGGAGGACGCUGGUUUCCCACACCCCGCGGCGUGAGGAAGCGCACAGAGCUGUAAAGCGGGCGCGGCACGGCUCCCGGCGGCCGCUCGCUACCGCCGCCCUCGCCCGCGGUGCUCCCGGGCCGGGAGGAGGCGCACGGCCCCGCCGGGCCGCAGGAAGCGCUGCCGUCACCCGGCCCUGCCCCGCUGCGCUGCCCGCAGGAGGCUGGGCCGCGCUGGGCCGUAGCCGGGCCGCCCCGCUCCGCCUCGGUGUCUCCAGAAGGGAUGCGGCGGCAAGCGCCAUGAGCUGGCGGUCCGGCACCCGCGGCGUGGUCCUCACCGCCUACCACCCCAGCGGCGGGGCCGGCGACGCCCCCGGCGGCCGUCGGUCUGGACAGUAUACAAUGAACCAUGACCAUUCCAAGAAGAUCCCCGAUGGAGCAUCGUUUGACCGUUCAGGAUCCCAGGACUCCUUGGACGAACUGUCUAUGGAUGACUACUGGAAAGAACUUGAAAACAUCCAUGAAACCAGAGGAAAUAAUCACGAGGAACAAGUAGCACUUGUAGUGAAAGAGCCAGAUGAGGGAGAACUGGAAGAAGAAUGGCUGAAGGAGGCAGGUUUGUCGAAUCUGUUUGGAGAGAGCUCUGGCGACUCCCUGGAAAGCAUGGUGUUUUUAUCCACACUGACCCGAACCCAGAAAGCGGCGGUGGAAAAGCGAGUAGAGACUGUCACACAAACCAUGAGGAAAAGAAACAAACAGCACCAGAUUCCUGAUGUCAGAGAUAUCUUCAGGCUACAAAAUGACUCAAAGGGAAAAGUCUGUGAUGGAAGUGAACCUUCAACUGUGAGAACAAGUGAAAACAAAAAUGAAACACAUGGUGGAACAAAAGGUCCAAAGUUCAGUCUUGGAACAGAUGAACAGAAGAGCCUGCUUGAAGACGUGCCAUCUUCAGACACUGACAUCAAUUUGGAGAUAUCAUUUGCAGAACAGGCAGCUAAUCUCAAAGACAGCUCAGUAGGCAAAAUGUACAAAGGUGGAGGGGGUGACACUCUUCUCCCGAAUUUCAGACUGCCGAAGGACAAGACAGGUACCACAAAGAUUGGUGACCUAGCCCCUCAGGACAUGAAGAAAGUCUAUUCUUUAGCACUGAUUGAAUUAACUGCUCUCUAUGACAUACUUGGGACAGAAUUCAAGCAGCAAAAAGCUGUAAAAAUCAAAACCAAAGACUCCGGCUUGUUUGGUGUCCCACUGUCACUUUUACUGGAACAGGAUCAGAAGAAGGUUCCAGGAACCAAGAUCCCACUGAUUUUUCAGAAGCUGAUUGCCCAGAUAGAAGAGACAACUCUGGAAACAGAGGGACUUCUUAGAAUACCAGGAGUUGCGACAAGAGUAAAGGGUCUUUGCCAAGAACUGGAAGCAAAAUUUUAUGAAGGGACUUUCAACUGGGAAAAUGUGAAGCAACAUGAUGCAGCAAGUCUUUUAAAACUCUUCAUCCGUGAACUGCCUCAGCCACUCCUCACUGUAGAAUAUCUCAAAGCUUUUCAAGAUGUGCAGAAUCUCCCAACGAGGAAACAGCAACUGCAAGCUUUGAAUCUUUUGGUUAUCCUUCUACCUGAAGCAAACAGAGACACCCUGAAGGUACUGCUUGAAUUCCUCCAAAGGGUAAUUGACCACCGAGACAAAAAUAAGAUGACAUUGAAGAAUGUUGCAAUGGUGAUGGCCCCAAACCUUUUCACAUUUCAUGGCUUUGGCUCAAAGACUAUUGAACAAAGCGAGUUUGUUAUGGCAGCUGGGACAGCAAAUGUCAUGCGCUUUAUGAUUCAGUACCAAAAACUUCUCUGGACAAUUCCAAAGUUUAUUGUUAACCAAGUGAGAAAACAAAACACUGAAAGCCAGAAGAAGGAGAAAAAGGACAAAGCUAUGAAGAAACUUCUGAAAAAGAUGGCAUAUGACCGGGAAAAGCAUGAGAAACAGGAGAAGACUCCUAAUGAUACUGAUGUUCCUCAGGGAGUGAUACGGGUGCAAGCGCCUCAUCUUUCCAAAGUUUCCAUGGCAAUACAGCUGACAGAAGAACUGAAAGCCGGUGAUAUAGUAGCCAGGUUUCUCAGCCAGAAAAGUGGAAAUGUCCAAACACUCAAGAAAGAAGAGGUCUUUCUUUAUGAAAUAGGAGGAAAUAUUGGAGAACGCUGCCUUGAUGAUGAUACCUACAUGAAGGACCUAUACCAGCUCAACCCAAAUGCUGAGUGGGUUAUAAAACCUAAGCAGAGCUAAGAUCACAACAAAUAGCAAAACCUCCAACCUGUGGACUUACGUUGUACGGCUGAAUGUUUCAAGGGGAUAGGUGUCCUUUCAACAUUCAACCAUUAUGUAUAUUAAUAGAACUUUAUCCAGUUUAAAAAAAAAAAAAAAAAAAGGCAAUGGUGACCCAACAGUUAUAACCAGUAAACUUUCAGUUUUACUUGCAGCAAAGUUUUGGAGAUAGCACAGUUUUCCCACUCAUGAUUGAAACAAGCAAAAAUACCUUAUAUAUUUUAUACAUAAGUACCUUAAAUAUUUUAAUGGCACUAAGCUACCUCCCAUCUGGUAGGUCUUGAUUAAGAAGAAUUUAUUUUUCAAGCAAAUGUUUAAACUCUUUGUAUUAAGGACCUACAAACUGUUUGUGUAGCAUUUUGUGUUCAUAUAGGUCUUUUCAAUGCUAGUACAAUAGAGAACUGAAUCCUGAUCAGUACUUCUGAAUAGUACAGUAUUAAAAAUACCAGACUGAGUCAUAUGAAUUUCCUAAAUAACUGUGAAUUUCACAGGAAAAAACUGCAAUGCAAUGUAUUUUGUCUUUGGAAGUACUAAUUUAAAGUUUGAUCAAAACUAUUUAAAAACAACUGUGAAAAUGCUUUCUAUGCAGCUUUUUUGCUAGAUUAUUUAAGUAAUUUUAUUUUUACUCCAGUUGAUUGUGCUCUUGAGAUUAUUACAAAAAAAAAAGGAAGAAAAAAACAAAGAAAGGAUCACGUGACAAGGUGAGUCUUUUUAAAGCUCACUACUCUUGGCAUUGUCCUUUCUGGCAUAUUGUCAUGCACUAGAAAGAUAUUUUAGGCAUUUCCGCAGUGAUUGCAACCAUGUUACAUACCCUGAUUUCACGUUUUUUUGGAUAUCUGAUUGAUUGAGUUUUGUGAACUGCCAAAACUUUUCAGUUACUAGCAUAAUAAAAACUUUCAGGAAAAAUAAAAUAACUGUGGAAGGAACUGUACUCUAAAUUUCAUAGGUAGCAAACCACUAAACCUUUCACUCAAAACCAGUGUAAGGGUCUACUGUGGGUAUUACCUACCAUCGGCUAUGUAUCUGGUUUAUCCUGGACGAGGCUAGAAAUCAAGUUCUGAUUUCCCUGAUGCUGGUAGAUGGUGUCUAAACCACUUCAAAAAUUAGUGGUCCAACAAAGAACUAUUGCACAUCCAUCCCUUUUCAGGAAAGGACUGAAAGUUCCCCAUGGAAUUCACUGAUAAUGAAUUAUAGACUGAGGAGGCUUGUUGCAAGACAAAGAGCUAUGGCCUGGAGCUCCAGAGCCCCUGUUCCACAGUGACAUUUUGGGCUCACUAGCUGUGUACCACUUCACAAUUUAUUUGUAAACUAGCUCAGCUGUGCUCAAGUGCUUACAUCUGCAUGGUGACUACCUGAAGUAACUACUGUGAAAUUGUAUCCUUGGAAUGAAAUACUUUCAGUGCACACAGAGAUUUAUAUUGGCCUCAUAGGGAGUAUUCUACAUGCAAUCAAGGACUGAAUUACAGUUUUUUAUGUGAUCAAAGCUGAUUAAAGGAAUAAAGGCCCUUUCUGCUGAGCUUUGGAUGUGGGCCCUGUGUUGACAAAGUAACCACUGGAACUCUCCCUUUUAUGAACAAGCAGUGAAAUAGAACUCUGAAAGGUCAUAGAAAAAUUAGACAUCUGCUGAUUAAUUAUCCACAGCAUAUGAACAAUUUUGGGGCCAUGUAUAUUUAUUGUUUCUUAAAGUCAAAGGCUGUCUUCAUAUAAAGAGGAAGCACUGCACUGGUUGGUUCUGAAAAGCAGGAUAAGUAAAAGAGGAAAUUGUUCUAAUGUGACUGUACUGCCCUCAAUGCUCCAUCUAACUGGGCGUUCCCACGUGGUACAGCACUGUGCCACUAUGGGCAAAUCCUCUAAGACAAAUUACCUUUCUCUGUAGAACAAACUCCCUGUUCUUCAAAUGGAAGGAUAGUGUAGCAAAGCAGUACAAUGCUUAGGUAAAUAUUUAUGAAUCUAAUGUAAUAAAUAUAAGGGGUUUUUUUUUGACAUGUAAUGCAAUGUUUCUGUAAUACAUUAUAGUUCUGUAAAGAUUACUUGUUACUGGAACUCUAGGUGUUAUUUUAAUCAGGAGCAAAGUGCAGAUGAUAGGAACAGCUGUUCCUAACAGUUUCAGCAUAAAAUUGCAACCAACCUGUGGUUAUGAUCUCUUAAAUAACUUUGGUUUUGGUUUAGUGCCAUUGUUUUUUUUUUUUAAUUUAAAAAAGUUCUUUUGUAAUUAAAUGUUGUUUUUUUUCUGACUUUUUCUAACUUUCUCAUUCAAAUGCUUAUUUUUCUGUGUAAAAUAUAUCCAAAUGAUGCUAAGCGAUAAUUAUUUUGUGAUUUCACACUUUACAUCUUUGUAGAGAGCUAGUAGUACUGUGUAUGACAAGGGACAUUGAUAAGUUAAAGUCCUGCAAAACAAACGCCUGCUGGAAAAAGAAAUAAUAGGCUAGAAGUUUAGAACUUUGCUGCAAUUGCAAUACACCUUUGCUCAAUCUGUAAUAUAACAAUUACUGGGUACAUGCAAAGGAACAGGAGACUUCUCAGCGCUCAUUAAAACUACUGGUUCUUAAUUCUUCAUAAUUAAGUAAUUAAAUUAGGGCACAAGUGGGAAGUCCAAAAUGCAUUCAGGUAAGCUGAUAAGAAUCUUUUAUAAUUAAAAAGACAGUGCUGCAUUAGUCGCUUAUUUGGGGUGAUUUGGUAAGCCACCAUUGUUUGACUGAUGACUUGAGAAACACAUAUGCAUGAGAUUUUUCACCUGCUGAUUAUUGCUCCAGAUUAAUUCUGUGUGCAACCCUGUACAGGCAUUACAGCAGUCAGGA
Messenger RNA from Vidua chalybeata, 5116 nucleotides. It is a transcript of the gene ARHGAP18, whose product is annotated as Rho GTPase activating protein 18. The coding region runs from base 309 to 2279 and encodes 656 amino acids. The transcript has 15 exons. Gene Ontology annotation, biological process: regulation of actin filament polymerization; regulation of small GTPase mediated signal transduction; signal transduction. Gene Ontology annotation, cellular component: cytoplasm. The record is from RefSeq and is a predicted model, not a curated record. Gene Ontology annotation, molecular function: GTPase activator activity. NCBI's taxonomy places the organism in Eukaryota, Metazoa, Chordata, Aves, Passeriformes, Viduidae.